Messenger RNA from Sycon ciliatum, 1996 nucleotides. Its product is annotated as glucose--fructose oxidoreductase-like. The coding region runs from base 174 to 1229 and encodes 351 amino acids. Lineage: Eukaryota; Metazoa; Porifera; Calcarea; Leucosolenida; Sycettidae. The transcript is spliced from 7 exons. The record is from RefSeq and is a predicted model, not a curated record. Gene Ontology annotation, molecular function: nucleotide binding.
GGAUGGGGACUCGACUGGGGAGGUACGGUUCUCUGAUUCAUUUUGGGUGGAAGUGCUGCUAGUGGAAUAUCAACGAAUUAUUACUUGAGUGGUGACACUGAUCUGAAAUUUCGUCUGGUGUUGCGAUAAAACCGUGCUAGUACUGGCCUUUAGUCGUUUAUAGUGAAGUGACUAUGUCGAAGCUAAGAGUUGCUAUGGCCGGGUGCGGCGUUAUUGCACGACAGCAUUUGGAGGGCUAUAAACGCAGUGGUCGUGCCGUUGUGGAAGCGCUCAUUGAUACAAAGGAAGAGAACUCUGCAUCAUUCGCCAAAGAAGUCGGUGGAAGUCCAAAGAUAUUUGAUGACCUGAACAAGGCUCUGGAAUGGGGAGAGUUUGAUGCCGUGGACAUCAUGACACCGCAUGACCUUCAUUUCGACCAUGCGCUGGCGUGCAUGAAGGCCAACAAGCAUAUUCUGCUGGAGAAGCCUAUGGCAAUUAAUCGCCGAGACUGUGAGAAGCUGCUGACAGCUGGACAGGAUCAUGUAACACAGAACAAGAAAGUGUUUAUGAUCGGAGAGAAUGCACAGUACUGGCCAGAGGUUGUCAAAGUGAAGGAAAUCAUUGACAGCGGACGCAUCGGCGAUGUGUACUUUGCUAAGACGUCCUACUGGGAGACCAGCAUCAGCUCUCCAUUCCAGAAGCGCGUGGACAGCAGCGAGCACUGGGAGUUCAAUCCAUCUCGAGUCGGCGGUGGAAUCCUAAUGAGUGGUAGUUGUCACUGGAUAAGACCACUACGCAUGUGGCUCGGUGAAGUGGAUGAAGUGGUCGGCACUAUCAGUGAAGGCGCAUUUGAGGGCAUGCCAGCCGGAUUCGAAACGCAGGCACAGGCCCUGCUGAGAUUCAAGAAUGGCAAGACCGCAUGCUUCCAUGGGCUUGUUGCAAGCCACGCCCUGUCGGACACACCGUUCUUUCAAGUAUACGGAUCAAAGGGUGAGAUAACCAUUGGUGGAGGUUUCAAAGGAGGUGUGACCGUAUACGACCGUGAGCAUGUGAAUGGUGAGAGUCAGGGCCCAGCUCUCGGCUACGUGGAAUCCUUUCCACCGGAGAUCGAAGCGUUUGUCAGUGCGGUGCUGGACAAUAAGCCACUCGAUGCCGACGCCAUGUAUUGCAGUGGCGAGCCUCGCAUUGCCUGGGCUAUUUACCGCUCCUUGGAAAGCAAGCGGUUUGAGAAAGUAGUUUGGGACAGCUAGGAAUGAACACCGGGCUAGUUAGUGGUUAGUUGUCAGUACAUGUAGCUACUGCUGCUGCUGCUGCUGCUGCUGCUGCUGCUGCUGCUGCUGCUGCUGCUGCUACUAUUCACGGUUUUCUGGUGCUACUGCUGUACAAGUUACCGUAUAGCACUAACAAGGGCCGCAGUCCGUAAGUUUUGGUAAAUAGAAAAUUCGGAUUGUGGCUAGAAGAGAGUGGAUGGUUAAAUGCCCGGGGAAUUCUUUUAUUUUUCAAAAGCGACAGAUUGCACGGCCAUGCUUGACAUCGCACAAGUAGGUUGAUUGCUGUGUGGUUGUCUGAUCUAAAACUUGUAAAAAUUUAUCAAGCUAAUGAUGUUUCGGCACCUGACAUGUAAGCUUGCAGGGAAUCGUAAUGAAGCCGGGUCUUUGCUUUUCUCGGGUUGAACACACAAGCUCUUCAAUCUAUUUUCUUCUACUGGAGCGGAUCCAGCUUUAGCCUGGCAGAGAGAGCAUUGUGUGGGGGUCGUGGAUAAGACAUAGUUUUAGUGGAGUAUCCAUAUACAAACACGCUGACGAAUGAAUAAAAACCCACAUUAUAACAUUGUUGGAGAACUCAAAAGCUAUCAUUUCCAAAAGGGCAGGAGUGGUGGGGGUGUGGAAGGGUUGGUCAGCCUAUAAAUUUGGCCACUAUCCGGAUUUUUUAUUGUUCAAAUUUUUGGAAAGCCUCCAGAUCCAGUUGAUUUGACUUAGCUUGUUUUGUACAGUGCUGCUCAAUGAAAUCCAGUCUU